Staurois parvus is the source of this 321-nucleotide messenger RNA. The record is from the annotation of a GenBank genome assembly. Lineage: Eukaryota; Metazoa; Chordata; Amphibia; Anura; Ranidae.
UUUGUGACUGGUCCGGCGGCUUCUGGGAUCGGUCAUGUGUCCCAGGUACCGCCUUACCAUUCACAAAAAGCACCACUUCUUGCGCAUGCGCACUUGGCACCCGGCUGUCAUGCCCAGUGCCCGCACUACACAAGCAGGGAAGACAGCGCGCCGCUGGAUAGAGGUACAGUUUUGGGGAAGAAAAAGUGCGUCUUAUACGGCGAAAAAUACGGUAAUAUACAGAAAAUGACUCUCUACUUUGCAAAAAGGGGUCAUUUGGGGGAUAUCUGUACUGUCCUGACAUUUGGGGGAUAUCUGUACUGUCCUGACAUUUUUGGGCCU